AUGAAGUACGUGACAAGCGAAGCAUUUGGAAUGAGGAGGUGGACGAAUAUCGGUAAAGACUAAGGUUUCGAGCCUGAUGUUGUGACUUACGGUAUCAUCAUCAAUGCGCAUUGCAAGGCUAAGAAGCAUGAUGAAGCUAUUAGAUUCUUCAAUGAGAUGGAACAGAGGAAUUGCAAGCCAAGUCCACACAUUUUCUGCAGUCUGAUCAAUGGGCUUGGCUCAGAGAAAAAACUGACACAAGCUCUCGAGUUCUUCGAGAGAUCAAAGAGUUCUGGGUUUCCUCUUGAAGCUCCAACUUACAAUGCACUAGUUGGAGCUUAUUGCUGGUCAAAGCGAAUGGAAGACGCGUUCAAGGUCGUGGAAGAGAUGAGAUCAAAAGGAGUUGGUCCAAAUGCAAGAACGUAUGAUAUAAUCUUGCAUCAUCUGAUCCGAAUGCAGAGGACGAAAGAAGCUUAUGAAGUUUAUCAGAAGAUGAGUUGUGAACCGACGGUGAGUACUUACGAGAUCAUGGUGAGGAUGUUCUGCAACAAAGAGAGAUUGGAUAUGGCGAUCAAAAUUUGGGAUGAGAUGAGAGGAAAAGGUGUUCUUCCUGGGAUGCAUAUGUUCUCGAGUUUGAUCACAGCUAUGUGUCAUGAGAACAAAUUAGACGAGGCUUGUGAGUAUUUUAAUGAGAUGUUGGAUGUGGGUAUUAAGGCACCGGGACAUAUGUUUAGCUGUCUUAAACAAGCGCUUCUCGAUGAAGGCCGGAAAGAUAAAGUCGUGGAUUUGGCUGUGAAGAUGGAUAGGCUGAGAAAAACUCAACUUCUUAGCUGA
Molecule: messenger RNA, 813 nt
Organism: Eutrema salsugineum
Lineage: Eukaryota; Viridiplantae; Streptophyta; Magnoliopsida; Brassicales; Brassicaceae
Product: pentatricopeptide repeat-containing protein At1g71060, mitochondrial
Exons: 2
Molecular function (GO): protein binding
Source: RefSeq, a predicted model, not a curated record